AUGAAUUUUGUUCGUGUUUUAUUCUUUCCAGUGAUACUAUUUAACAAAUUUUGCCUCUUGGAAAAACUGUAUGAGAGGUCAGUGGUGCCUCAAGCGGCGUCUCGCGCCGUGGCUAGAAUGGACGGGGACAUUAUCAUAGGAGCACUUUUCUCUGUUCACCACCAGCCUUCCGCUGAGAAAGUGGCCGAGCGAAAAUGCGGAGAGGUCAGGGAACAGUACGGAAUUCAGAGGGUGGAGGCGAUGUUCCACGCGCUGGACCUGAUCAAUUCAGACCCUGAACUCUUACCAAACAUCACAUUGGGUUGCGAAAUCCGGGACUCUUGCUGGCACUCUUCAGUCGCUUUGGAGCAAAGCAUCGAGUUCAUAAGGGACUCUCUCAUAUCCAUUAGGGACGACAGGGACGGAUCUAAGUGGUGCAUCGACGGGCCGCCUUCGAAUCAACCUCCUGCAACGAAGAAACCAAUCGCCGGCGUUAUUGGACCAGGUUCGAGUUCGGUGGCGAUACAAGUUCAAAACCUACUACAACUCUUCAAUAUACCCCAGAUUGCUUACUCUGCCACCAGUAUUGACUUGAGUGACAAAACGCUCUUCAAAUACUUCCUGAGAGUCGUGCCCUCUGACACGCUUCAAGCCAGGGCCCUUUUGGAUAUAGUCAAACGCUACAACUGGACGUACGUGUCUGCUGUGCACACAGAGGGAAACUAUGGGGAGAGUGGGAUGGAAGCGUUCAAGGAGCUGGUUGCUCAGGAGGGCCUGUGCAUCGCUCACACGGACAAGAUCUACAGCAACGCCGGAGAGAAGCACUUCGACCGGCUCCUUCGGAAACUGCGAGAACGGCUGCCCAAGGCCAGGGUGGUGGUGUGCUUCUGUGAGGGGAUGACCGUGCGCGGUCUGCUCAUGGCCAUGCGCCGACUCGGGGUGUCCGGCGAGUUCCUGCUUAUCGGCAGUGAUGGCUGGGCGGACAGAGAUGAGGUGGUGGAGGGCUAUGAGGAGGAGGCUGUGGGUGGCAUCACCGUAAAGCUACAAUCAGCCGAGGUCACCUCAUUCAACGACUACUUCCUGAAGCUGCGUCUUGACACCAACACCAGGAACCCUUGGUUUGCAGAGUUCUGGCAACAUCGUUUCCAGUGCAGACUUCCCGGACACCCACAGGAGAACACAAACUUCAUAAAAAAUUGCUCAGGUGAUCUAGAGCUCCAAGAUGGGUAUGAGAACCUGGUAGAGAACUACGUUCAGGAUAGCAAGAUGGGCUUUGUCAUCAAUGCCAUCUAUGCCAUGGCCCACGGUCUGCACGACAUGCAUCGCGAGUUCUGCCCUGGGCACGAGGGCUUAUGUGAAGCCAUGGAUCCAGUGGAUGGCAGUAAACUGCUUGACUUCCUGCUCAAGACCUCCUUCGCUGGCGUGUCUGGAGAGGAGGUGUGGUUUGAUGAGAAUGGGGACACUCCCGGCAGGUAUGACAUUAUGAACCUGCAGUAUGUGGAUAAUGAUCAGUAUGACUACAUAAAUGUGGGUUCCUGGCACGAAGGCAUACUCACCAUUGACGAAAAUGCAAUCCAGAUGAACCACAGUGAGAUGGUCCGCUCUGUCUGCAGUGAGCCUUGCUCCAGGGGCCAGAUCAAGGUGAUCAGAAAAGGGGAAGUGAGCUGCUGUUGGAUCUGCACUGCUUGCAAGGACAAUGAGAUUGUGCAGGACGAGUUCACCUGCAAGGCCUGUGACGUUGGCUGGUGGCCUGACAUGGAGCUGGAAGGCUGUGAACCUAUUCCCUUGAAGUACCUGCAGUGGAGUGACCCAGAGUCCAUUGCGGCUGUGGUUUUCUCCUGCCUGGGCAUUCUGGUGACCAUGUUUGUCACUUUCAUCUUCGUGCUGUACCGCGACACCCCUGUGGUCAAGUCCUCCAGCCGUGAGCUCUGCUAUAUCAUCCUGGUGGGCAUCUUUCUGGGCUACCUCUGCCCCUUCACUCUCAUAGCCCGGCCCACCGUGGUCUCCUGCUACCUGCAGCGCAUCCUGGUGGGCCUCUCAGCUGCCAUGUGCUACUCUGCCCUGGUGACCAAGACCAACCGCAUCGCCCGGAUCCUUGCAGGCAGCAAGAAGAAGAUCUGCACCAGGAAGCCACGCUUCAUGAGCGCCUGGGCCCAAGUGGUCAUUGCCUCCAUCCUGAUCAGCCUACAGCUCUCCCUGGAGAUCACGCUCAUCGUCCUGGAGCCGCCCGAACCUAUCAGGGCCUACCCAAGCAUCAGAGAAGUCUUCCUCAUAUGUAAUACCAGCAACAUGGGGAUGGUGGCGCCCCUGGGCUAUAACGGCCUACUCAUUCUUAGCUGCACCUAUUAUGCCUUCAAGACCAGGAACGUCCCGGCUAACUUCAACGAGGCCAAGUACAUCGCCUUCACCAUGUACACCACCUGCAUCAUCUGGCUAGCAUUCGUGCCCAUCUACUUUGGCAGCAACUACAAGAUCAUUACCACCUCCUUCUCAGUCAGCCUCAGCGUGACAGUUGCGCUGGGCUGCAUGUUCACUCCCAAGAUGUACAUCAUCAUCGCCAAGCCGGAAAGGAAUGUGCGCAGCGCCUUCACCACCUCUGAUGUAGUGCGCAUGCAUGUUGGUGAUGGAAAGAUCACGUGCCGGACCAACGGCUUGCUCAACAUGUUCCGCAGGAAGAAGAAUGCCCCGGGAAAUGGCAGUUCUAAUGGAAAGUCUGUGUCCUGGUCUGAAGCAGGUGGGAAACAGCCUCCUCAGGGGGAACAAAUGUGGAACAGGCUCUCUGUGCAUGUGAGGAGGCCAGAGAUGGGCUCAAAUCAGACGGCAGUCAUCAAGCCCCUCACUGAAACACAGCACAACACGGCCCUCCUACAGUAUUCAGACCUCAGCCCCAAAACAGUAUACAGUGUGCCCGAGGAGGACAAGGGCGAGGGCCCUGGGUACAGUCAGCCCGCCAGCCCCCCCCUCCUGGUCCCCCACCUCCGCCCCACCAGUGCCUCAGUGAAAGAGGGGGGGAGGGAGCUACUGAUGUUUUCGCCUGACCUUUUCCAGAACAGCAUGUUCCCACAGCGUGUUGUCAUGGACCACCUCCAGGGGGUGGUGGACACCUUCGGCUCUGCAAUCCCGGACCUCCAGGAUGUGAUCCCUCUUCAGCACCUGGCAGGCAGGGCCAACCCUGUCCACCCGCCCCACCUCCUCCUGCCCUUGGGCCUCCCCCUACAGGCAGCCCCCAUUUGCGAUGAGCCAAUCACCCCCUCUGAGGAACUGGUGGGAGGAGGGUUCGGCCUGGAUCAUGGGUACGUGUUUGACAGUUCCCAGAUCCAUCAGGUGGAGGAGGAGGAGGAGUGGGCAGGGGGUGUCAGGCUCACCCUUGAGGACUCCCCUACCUUAAUGCCCCCUACCCCAUUCAAAGACUCACUGGGCUCUGGCACAUUUGCCCCCAGCUCCCCUGUGUCUGAAUCGGUGCUAUGCACACCCCCAAGCAUGACCUAUGCUGCCGUAAUCCUUAGAGACUACAAGCAAAGUUCCUCCACGCUGUAA
This is a messenger RNA of Conger conger (European conger), 3516 nucleotides long. RefSeq names its product metabotropic glutamate receptor 1-like. Gene Ontology annotation, molecular function: adenylate cyclase inhibiting G protein-coupled glutamate receptor activity; G protein-coupled receptor activity involved in regulation of postsynaptic membrane potential. Bases 1 to 3516 code for a protein of 1171 amino acids. Lineage: Eukaryota; Metazoa; Chordata; Actinopteri; Anguilliformes; Congridae. Gene Ontology annotation, cellular component: postsynaptic density membrane. The record is from RefSeq and is a predicted model, not a curated record. The transcript is spliced from 11 exons. Gene Ontology annotation, biological process: G protein-coupled glutamate receptor signaling pathway; regulation of synaptic transmission, glutamatergic.